Melanotaenia boesemani (Boeseman's rainbowfish) is the source of this 1836-nucleotide messenger RNA. It is a transcript of the gene ppp2cab, whose product is annotated as protein phosphatase 2 catalytic subunit alpha b. The record is from RefSeq and is a predicted model, not a curated record. Bases 209 to 1138 code for a protein of 309 amino acids. Lineage: Eukaryota; Metazoa; Chordata; Actinopteri; Atheriniformes; Melanotaeniidae. The transcript has 7 exons. Gene Ontology annotation, cellular component: cytosol. Gene Ontology annotation, biological process: mitotic cell cycle; peptidyl-serine dephosphorylation. Gene Ontology annotation, molecular function: protein serine/threonine phosphatase activity.
AACAGAUCCCCCUCUCUCGCCCUCAGAUUCAAUUCAGUCAAAUCAUUGCCACCUGGCCGCUGGGGGUGAAUACGCCUGCGAGCAGAACAGUUGUCUUCUGCAGUAUUUGCUUGGUUAGAAGAAGACGGGAACAUAUGUUUGAACUGCCUCCCGAAUACUCGUUAACGUCACAGUAAAAAUACAACACUUACUCCCAAAAAGCGCAGAAAUGGACGAAAAGGCGUUCACGAAAGAACUUGAUCAGUGGAUCGAGCAGCUCAACGAAUGCAAGCAGCUGUCAGAGGGACAGGUGAAGACACUAUGUGAAAAGGCAAAGGAGAUCCUGACAAAGGAGUCAAACGUCCAGGAGGUGAGGUGUCCGGUAACGGUGUGCGGGGAUGUUCACGGCCAGUUCCACGACCUCAUGGAGCUAUUCAAGAUUGGAGGCAAAUCUCCAGACACUAACUACUUGUUCAUGGGAGACUACGUGGACAGAGGGUACUACUCCGUAGAAACCGUCACUUUACUUGUAGCACUUAAGGUUCGUUUCCGGGAGCGCAUCACAAUCCUCAGAGGGAACCACGAGAGCAGACAGAUCACACAAGUCUAUGGUUUCUAUGAUGAAUGCUUAAGAAAAUAUGGAAACGCCAACGUUUGGAAGUACUUCACAGACCUGUUUGAUUACCUCCCCCUCACUGCCUUGGUAGACUCUCAGAUUUUCUGCCUUCACGGAGGCCUGUCACCAUCUAUAGAUACUUUGGAUCACAUUAGGGCUCUGGACCGUUUACAGGAGGUCCCACAUGAGGGUCCCAUGUGUGACCUGCUGUGGUCAGACCCUGAUGACCGCGGCGGCUGGGGCAUCUCCCCACGAGGAGCUGGUUACACGUUUGGUCAGGACAUCUCCGAGACAUUCAACCACGCCAACCGCCUCACACUGGUGUCUCGAGCCCACCAGCUGGUUAUGGAGGGUUACAACUGGUGCCAUGAGAGGAAUGUGGUGACAAUAUUUAGUGCUCCUAAUUACUGCUACCGCUGUGGCAACCAGGCAGCUAUCAUGGAACUUGAUGAUACCCUCAAAUACUCCUUCUUGCAGUUUGACCCUGCACCUCGUAGAGGGGAGCCUCAUGUAACCCGCCGCACCCCAGACUACUUCCUGUAAACUCUGGUCUUUGACCCUUGUACAGUCUAGUCCAGUAUUUCCAUGAUAUGACUUUCAAUCAAUAUCAACAUGAAUAAGGAAUUGGGAGGUUGGAAAACUUUGGAAUGGGGGGAGGGGGGCUUCACAGCAGUGCACACUGUAUAUUCACACAAAGACCUAUUUAAGCAUUUUGCAAAAAACAAUGUUUGUGUCUAUGUAUGGACCAAAAAGUGUGUGCCAUAAUCAUGACAAUAUUCAUUGCUGAGGACUUUGACUGAAAAUCCCCCUCCCCAGCUAUAUAACACAGCUUUAAUGUUUAAAUUCCUAGUUCUGUACAUGUAGCUGGACUGAUGGCUUCAAGACCCGAGACAAAAGUUUAUAACAUAAAAUAUGACUGUUUUAGUCCCAAAGGCCUUGGCUUAUAUUGAAAAUAUCCCAGUGUGAUGUUUGCACUUUUGUAAAUUGAAAGAAAUGUAAAAAGAUAAAGAUUUAACACUCUAAAAUGUUUUUUAAUGGUAAUAAUUAAACCCGCAUCAGGCAAGCUUCACACACAAUUUCUCUGUUCUAUGUAACUAAGGACAACCCUUCUCAUGCAGCGACACAGCUUGGUCUGUAGGAUAGAUGAAGAUGUUCAUCCUCAUCAACUCAAUAAGGCCCUCUGAACUGCAGACUCUGUAUUAACCAAAUCAUUUGAAUAAUAAAAACCAAGGUGGCUUUUU